GCCAAAAUUGGUGGGUACUUAUGAUGGUCGUCGGCCGCAAGUUAGCUUCCAGGGCUUGCAAAAACCUGGCCACCUGGUAGGUUUAAAGGGCGUACUACUAGCGUGAUCGACAGGAAUCAUAAACAUGGCUGAGGGUGGACUACUGUUUGGAUUUGAGCUCGCCGAUGUUCUUGUAGCUGCAGUGCUUAUUUCUGUCGUGGUGCUUUACUUCCAUGCUGAGGCUCUGCAGCGAAGGCGAUGCCCACCAGGGCCUUGGCCUUGGCCAGUUGUGGGAAACUUUUCAGCGUUGGGAGACCUGCCCCACAGAAACCUGCACAAACUUGCCGGCAAGUAUGGAGGUCUCAUGUAUCUCCGGUUAGGGGCCAAGCCAUGUUUAGUGAUUUCCACGGCUGCCGUGGCUAAGGAGUUCUACACAACCGUUGAUGCAAGCUUUGCUUCGCGGCCGAAGAGGUUCUCAUGGACCGUCUGGAACAACAAUGACGAGAACUACAGAAACAUCGGCCUCGCUGAGUAUGGACCCUAUUAUCGCAAGCUGCGCAGGCUUCUGAAUACAGAGCUCUUCUCCCCAAGGCGUCAUGCCUCCUACGAAGUUACAAGAGCACAGGAGAUCCAGUGCAUGAUGAAAGUUCUUCUAGAGGAGUCGGAAAAGGGCAAUCCAGUGAAUCUCCAAACCUGGUUGCAUGGCACAACUUCCAACAACAUGACCCGGAUGGUCGUCGGCAAGAGGUUCUACGGUGUCAGUGGAGACGAUGGUGAGAAGCAAGGACAAGACCUUCAGAAGAUGACUUCCAGUGUCUUUGAACUUCUUGGUUCUGUAGUCAUAAGCGACUUUGUGCCCUACUUGAGCUUCAUCACUAAAUUACAAGGACAUGCAUCCAAGUUUUCCAAGAUCCGCGAUGUUUCAGACAAACUCACGGCUGAUUUUUUCGACCUCGACAGCCACAGAAACAAUUAUAAAAAAAUGAAAAACGACCCAAGCUAUGUCCCAGAUUUUGAAGAUGUACUAAUGGAGACGCCAUUCGAAAACGGCACUAAUCUCCCUGACCAGGACCUUCUAAAGCUACUACAGGAAAUGUUGAAUGCUGGGACGGAGACUAGUUCGAACACUUCAGAAUGGGCUAUGGCCGAACUCAUCAGGAGGCCAGAACUGAUCGAGCGAGCACAGACUGAGAUGGAUUCAGUGAUAGGUUCCAAGCGCCUCGUGGAAGAAUCCGACAUCCAACAACUCCCUUUUCUGCAAGCCGUGAUGAAAGAGAAUUUCCGGCUGCAUCCUCCGCUCUUACUUCCCCAUGAAUCAAGAGAGCCUACAGAGCUUCUUGGGUACCAUUUCCCGGCAGGAACGGAGGUGCUAGUGAACUCCUUCGCAAUCCACCGAGACCCAAGUGUAUACGACAACCCUGACAGCUUUGAUCCUGAUAGAUUUCUUGCACGCCCUCACGUGGAUCACAUGAGCACAAGUGAUCCCUACGAGCUCAUGCCGUUCGGAAAAGGCCUCCGGAUGUGCCCAGGAUACAGGCUGGCGAAUACGAUGGUGGCCUUGAUGUUAGCGAAUCUCCUCUAUGUAUUCGACUGGUCUCUGCCGGAAGGUCAAACUGAGGUGGACAUGACUGAGACAAUAGGCCUCUCCGUCAGCAAGAAGCAACCGCUGUUCUUGGUUCCGAAACCCAGAUUUGAACUUUCUUUGGAGAGCGUAGCAGAAAAUUGAUUGCCUCAAUCACAUUCUGGAAAUGCAUCUAGGGAGAAAGACAAAUAUUGUGUUCGGGGAUCUUGAAUGUAAAAGUGAACUCAAUAUUCGCUUCGAGGCCCUGAUGCACGGAAGGUGUCUCAAUUUGUGAAACUUUUAAUUAUACAUAAAGUUGUAAAUGCGGCGGGUGGUGGGUGGUGGGUUUAGGUUUCUCUUCUAAAACAGUACAAUUGAAAAUUAAACCUAUCGAUUUUUGUAUUUGACCUUCAAUUGUUCUCACUUUAUUCUACAAUCGUGUAAGUGCGUUGUAGGUGUCGGGCGACGUUCACUAUGCACAUAUUUGCACCGUGACUUGUGAAGGAAAGACCGAGUACAAUGAUCAACUUGGCUUA
This is a messenger RNA of Physcomitrium patens, 2076 nucleotides long. Its product is annotated as flavonoid 3'-monooxygenase. The record is from RefSeq and is a predicted model, not a curated record. Gene Ontology annotation, molecular function: oxidoreductase activity, acting on paired donors, with incorporation or reduction of molecular oxygen; iron ion binding; heme binding. Lineage: Eukaryota; Viridiplantae; Streptophyta; Bryopsida; Funariales; Funariaceae.